AUGGAUCGCCACAAUCCCCAACAAUCGGUGUACCCUCGUAGCCACGUCGGUUUCGACAGCAUCACAACACAAAUUGAGCGCAAGCUCUUGAAGCGCGGGUUCCAAUUUAACAUUAUCUGCGUCGGACAAACUGGGCUUGGAAAGUCGACUCUCAUCAACACCAUCUUUGCCUCUCAUUUGAUCGAUUCAAAAGGAAGACUCGCUCCCGAUGAGCCAGUACGAUCCACUACCGAGAUCCAAACUGUCUCACACGUUAUCGAGGAAAACGGGGUUCGUCUGCGGCUGAACAUCGUUGACACGCCAGGAUACGGUGACCAAGUCAACAACGAUAGAUGCUGGGAUCCAAUUGUCAAGUACAUCAAGGAUCAGCACUCAGCCUACCUCCGAAAGGAGCUCACGGCUCAGCGCGAACGAUAUAUUCAAGAUACCCGGAUUCACUGCUGCCUUUUCUUCAUUCAACCUUCAGGCCACGCAUUGAAGCCGAUCGAUAUCGUUGUGUUGAAGAAACUCUCGGAUGUGGUCAAUGUUGUCCCAGUCAUUGCAAAGUCUGAUUCCUUAACUUUGGAGGAGCGAAGUGCUUUCAAGGAGCGUAUAAAGGAGGAAUUCGCAUUCCACAACCUCAAGAUGUACCCAUACGACAACGAUGAGUUCGACGAGGAGGAGCGUGCUCUGAAUGCUCAGAUAAAGAACAUCAUCCCAUUCGCUGUUGUUGGGUCUGAGAAGUCAAUCAUUGUCGGGGGAAAGCAAGUUCGUGGACGUCAAAACCGAUGGGGAGUAAUCAACGUCGAGGAUGAGAACCAUUGCGAAUUUGUCUACCUACGAAACUUCCUCACCCGUACCCACCUUCAAGAUUUGAUCGAAACUACCUCUCAAAUCCAUUAUGAGACUUUCCGUGCUAAGCAACUGCUUGCCCUCAAGGAGAGCAGUGCAGCCGGAGGACACGCUGGUAGCCGACCUAUCAGCCCGUCUGCUGAUCGGGAGCUGAGCAGAAACUCUCAGCGAAACACCAUGAAUGGCUACUAG
Molecule: messenger RNA, 1023 nt
Organism: Venustampulla echinocandica
Lineage: Eukaryota; Fungi; Ascomycota; Leotiomycetes; Helotiales; Pleuroascaceae
Product: p-loop containing nucleoside triphosphate hydrolase
Exons: 3
Coding region: 1-1023 (340 amino acids)
Biological process (GO): cytoskeleton-dependent cytokinesis
Cellular component (GO): septin complex; cell division site; septin ring
Molecular function (GO): molecular adaptor activity; GTPase activity; GTP binding
Source: RefSeq, a predicted model, not a curated record